AGCCAAACAAAAAUAGAUACUAGCCUCGGUGAGGCCUUGCUGUCUUCUAGAUUUAUAAGGUACUGAAAUAAAUAUGUAGUAAUGCAAUUAAAAUGUUUCCAGGACUGUAAAAUAUCAAUAGUCUGCAUACAUACAGAAUUGUGUCCUAUAAAUACGUAACGUUAGUUUAAAAGUCGGUCGGUACGACCCUCUGAAUGAUCUUAGCUGAAUUUAAAUUUCCCGACUGAAUACAUACACUUUAAAUAAAAAAGGUUCCCCCACGCACCCUUCCGGUGCUCAUAGCUAUAACGAAUGAUGGGUCCCGUGAUUAUGACCUCUGCAUGGGAGAACAAAUUGAUGACUAGGGUUACAAUUUAAAUGUGUGAAAUGUCGACGGCUCUUUUUAUUUUCCUUUUCAAAGGCUGCCCUGUGUACUACAGGAAAAUUGAAAUGAAAGUAAGCAAUGUUUUCCUUUUAGCUUUCUCUUUCGAACAAUUUUGUGAAAUUUAAUUGAGGCCAACUCUGUGUAGCAUCGCAUGUGUUAGUGGAUGCAUUUUACGCUGCUUUAGAUUUGUAUAAUGGUGCUUGUUAUUUUAAUGAGAAUUUUCAUUUGGUCUUUUAAGCGAAUUUCCAGAGGUUUUAAAAUAGAAACCGUCCUAACAGUUUCCGAAUCUUAAUGACUUGCUUGUUAUACAAUUUAUGAAAAUUAUCUUUAAAUUUAUUAUAUAACACCUUUCAGCGAAAAUCAAAACUAACAUCUUAACUUUCUGUAAUAUCAUUUUUAGGAUACCUAAACUUUUGCAUUAGGACAUAUUAAUGGGAAGAAAUUUGAGACUCAGUAGUUGAUAAAUUUAAACUAUAGCUUACAAGUCAGCUAUGUAUACAGGCUAUAAAACUAUAUUUUUAGAAAAUUCUUAAGUCUUCAGUUUUAAAAGAUGUAUUUUUUUUUUUUUAUACAAUUUUUAAAACACAAUUUUUAGUGAAAAUUUAACUACAUAAGUUAGGGAGUUUCCUUUUUUGAUAAUUUUUUCUUAACAUAAACAUGAGUGAUCGGUAAUUUCAUAAAAAAGCUUGGGAAAAAAAUUAUGUUACUUCCAUUCUUUCCAUUCGGCGUUCAAUUUAAAUUAAUUAAUUAUUAUCUUCCAACUGAAAUUAUAAUACCCUAUUGCAAGGGUAUAAAAAAACUCACAUAUGUAAGAGGAAAAUUGACUCUUCUACUCAUCCCUAGAAAUAUAACAACAACAAAAGAAAUGUCUAAGGAAGCUUACUCGAUAAAAUAUUUUGUUCAUUGUAUAAAUGCCGGGCAAAAAUAAGCGUUAUACAAAAUAUUAUUACGCCUUAUGAUACAAAUGUAAAAUUAUUUUAUUGUAUUUUUAUCAAUCUGUGUAAUAUUAUUUAUUUCUUAGUCCAACAGACAAACCCCAGCUUGCGCAGCACCUAUGUACACACGUACUCAUUAUUGUGGGGUAAAAUUCCUUAACCAACACUUAAUUUAAAUAAUUUUAUUUGCGACGUGCACCUCCUCCCUUUGCCGUUUUUUUGACGGGUUAAGCAAAUAGAGUUGGCAGCACUGACAAAUACGGUUGAUGUUUAGCUUUCCUCUGUUUUGCAAAAAUUCUCUAAAGCGAAGCUGUUAGAACUGUUUUUCCAACAAUAUCGAAUUUUGUGGAGUUUGAGGCUUAUUGCAAAACGAGCGCCUCAAGUUUCUGAAACAACAAAUAAACAAACUCUGCUGACCGCUUGUACUGCAAUUCAUUCGCCCACUAAGCGCUUUACAGGGAGCAGUGUCGCCAGUGCGCCAGUGACGAUCACUUGACCAACACCUUUCCGCAAGUCCGAUGGCCAAUCGUCAGCCGCGCAGCAGCCAACCGCCGGAGCGACACGCCGGCUUCCAGUGCCGCAACUGCGCGCGUGCCGACUUCCCGGGGCGCCGCUACAGCUGCUGGAUCUGCGCGGACUACCACGUGUGCGGCGCGUGCUUCGACGCCAGCCUGCUGCCCGAGGCUCCCAACCACCUGUACUACCACCCGCUAAAGGCGCACUACGCCCGCGCCGAGUACCAGUUGUACUUCGGCGGAGAGCCUUACCUGGGCGAGGACAACGUGGCCCAGAGCUACAAGUGCGCGCUGUGCGAGGAGCUCGGCCUCACCAUCGCCGACUUGCACAAACACCUUCAGGAGACGCACCACGCCCACCAGGAUCACGCCGCGUAUCUGAACUUGGUGCAGCAACGCUCUGUCGGAGGCUCACGCACAAUGGCAGAGGCUCUGGUAGCCUCGGUCGACAGCGCAGGAAGGGAGGAUCAGCGGCGGCGGGCGUUCAGCGUGGAGGUCGUCGAUCUGCCGCAACUUCUGGUGCGGCUCGAGAUGUUGGAUACGGCUGCCGCCGAUUUCCCGGACCGCUGUCUGGAAAUCCUGCACCGGGCCUACCUAAUGCGCGCUCAGAACAGCUCCGAGGAUGCGGAGAGGGUUGAGACCUACGUCGGCAUAAUCGAAGAGGAGGUGGCGGCCAGCAUGGCCGAGCGCCAACGGCGUCUGGGCCGGACUCCCGGUUCUCAUCGCCUGGUCCGAAGCGGAGUCGUGUUGCCUGGUCCCAAUAGAACUGCGGCUGUCGGCAGGCGACCUGCCACGCCCUCGCUGGCGGCUCGCCCAGUGCUGAUGGCACGCAGACCAAUCAUGGGCAGUGGUAAUGCGCACCCCAUAGGAGCGGCGGGGGCCCCACAACGCUCUGGGAGGACAGCGGUGCACACCCGCACCAUCUUGUCGUCGUCGCGGACGCCGCAUGUUGACCAGGAAAGGGCCUGCUGGAAGUUUCUUAGACCUGGCAUGAUGGGAACCAGAUAUCAACAAGUCCCCGUUCCGGUGAAGGCUCUGGGCUGUCAGCCCACCGAAAAGAUUCAGCCGGUAGAUUGCGCCAGUGCGUUCAGUGAUACGCGUUUUUUGUGCUCAAAGCUGUUGAGGGGCGGCAAGUCGAGCGGCGACCAGGAACAGUGGCUUAAAGCUGGCUUCAUUGAGGCCUUGUUCUGCUCUAUGCUGGCAGACGAGGAGCUAAUCCAGCUGCCACGAGGUCUGCUCUGGACCGUAAGGAACUUGACUGCCAAGGGAGGAAAGUGCUCUGCCAUCGAAUCGCCUGCGGAAUCGCACGCAAUUAACGAACAAUCCCGGAAGCCUCAGCAGCCUGCUUCGAACGAGAUGGAGCGCUUUUACAAGGGUCUCGAUCAGUACAAAGCUUGGAUGAGCAGCCGGAACACGCUAAUGCAACAGCCAGUGAACAGACAGACAGUUCAAAACUGGGAGGAAGCAUCCACCUCGACCGGCUUGCAGCCCAGUGCGCCUUGCUUUGCACACUUGAACCCAGGAGACAUCCCCUACGCUGAUUCGGACUCGGAUGAUGGGGAGAGUGGUGUGCAUACCAGCGGCAACUCAUCUCAGAAUGAAAGGGCUCCUGGGUCUGCUGGCUUGGCUGAACAGAGGGACGAAUCGCAUCCCGUUAACAGAGAGCUUUUGGAUGAAGCAGCUGGAGAAAACGGUGCCGAGGAUUCUGUCGAAUUGGAGGAGGACGGUGACGACAUCGACGAGGAGGAUGAGGCCUCGGAAUCGGAUUUCUCGGAGACAACCAUUGCUCAAAUCACGGACUACAUAAAUAUGAUCAUGCAGGACGAAUAAUUAAUCGCUGAACACCGAAAUAUUUUAGAAGUCAUCAAAAAGGAAGUGUUCUUUGCCACUUUUAUAAAAACGUAGUGUUUUGUAUAAAAAGAAGUGCCAAAAA
Drosophila ficusphila is the source of this 3747-nucleotide messenger RNA. RefSeq lists its product as uncharacterized. The transcript is spliced from 2 exons. Lineage: Eukaryota; Metazoa; Arthropoda; Insecta; Diptera; Drosophilidae. Bases 1818 to 3644 code for a protein of 608 amino acids. Gene Ontology annotation, molecular function: zinc ion binding. The record is from RefSeq and is a predicted model, not a curated record.